Messenger RNA from Momordica charantia (bitter melon), 479 nucleotides. RefSeq names its product Cox19 family protein (CHCH motif). The record is from RefSeq and is a predicted model, not a curated record. NCBI's taxonomy places the organism in Eukaryota, Viridiplantae, Streptophyta, Magnoliopsida, Cucurbitales, Cucurbitaceae.
UUUCACAGAUUCGCUUCAAGAGACCUCCAUUUUCCACUCAGAGAAAGCUUCUUAGCCAUGGCUUCCACUACAAGGGAUUCGGCACCGCCGUAUGCCAGUGCUGCCAGGAUUUCUGAUUCUCCUUGUUAUCCUCAGUACAGCGCUUCCCUCAAAUGUCUUGAAGAACAUAGCUCAGAGAAGAACAAAUGUCAAGAACAUUUUGACGUUUACAAGGAAUGCAAGAAAAAGGAGCGGGAAGCUCGACUGGAACGCAACAGGAAACGGUCUUUCUUUUCGUGAAUUUAUCUUUGGGCAUUUUGCUUGAUGUUAAAGUAUGUAAGUUUAGUAAGCUAUCUAGUAUCUACAUACAUUCAUAGUCUUCUUGUAGCUGUAGAUUUUUUUUAAUCCAGUGCCUCAUUGAGAUAAUAAUGCAAAGUGUAUUACUGACUUGCCGUUGUUCGUCCACUAAUAAAAGAUACCAUCUUAUGCAUAUUCAAUUA